AUGGAACCUGUAGGUCUUCGAGUUUUCUCGGUGUUGAUUCCGUCACUGGUUCUGUUACUGCUCUGCCUGGAUUCAGUACUGGGUCGUUAUUCGGAGGACCAGUGCAGCUGGAGAGGAAGCGGGCUGUCCCGGCCGCAGGGGACGGUGGAGCAGGUUUGGCUGCGCUGUGCCGAGGGCAGUGUGGAUUGGCUUUACCCAUCAGGAGCUCUCAGACUCAGUUUAUCUCCACGCCUGCCGAGGGGUGUACUCUACGCCUGCAUUAAACCCUCCCAGCAUUUCGGCGGUGCUCAGAUUUACCUGGAGAAGAGUGGCGUUUUAGAACUGCUGGUUGGAGACAGACCCCCCCCUCAGGGUCCCCCACAGGUUCGCUGUUUCAGCGCCACACCUGGGGAGGACGCAACUCUCUUCCUGCAAGCCACGCCCCAUCAGGACAUCAGCCGGCGAAUUGCUGCCUUCCGCUACGAGCUGAGAGGGGAUUGGACAGCCCGACUGUCCAUGGAUUCUCAGCCAAUUAGUGUUGAGGGCGCCUGCAGGCCCUGUAAUGACUCUGAGAUUUUGAUGGCUGUGUGCACCAGUGACUUUGUGUUUCGUGGGAAUAUCCAUGCGGUGGAGCUGGACGCAGACCUGCGUGCGGCUGUGAUUAAGGUGGCCGUCACGCGGGUGUUCCGGCAGAAGUUCUCUCUGUUCUCUGGGCCGGGAGGGAGCGGGGAGGUCCGGACUCUGCUGGAGUGUGGCGUCAGGCCCGGCCCCGGCACCUUUCUGUUCACGGGUCGGGCUCAUUUUGGCCAAGCGUGGUUAGGAUGCGCCCCACGCUACAGAGACUUCCAGAAAGCAUACAGCCGCGCAAAACAGCACCUGCACCUGCCGUGCCAACUGGACACAGACUGA
Chanos chanos (milkfish) is the source of this 888-nucleotide messenger RNA. It is a transcript of the gene metrn, whose product is annotated as meteorin, glial cell differentiation regulator. The coding region runs from base 1 to 888 and encodes 295 amino acids. Lineage: Eukaryota; Metazoa; Chordata; Actinopteri; Gonorynchiformes; Chanidae. The transcript is spliced from 4 exons. The record is from RefSeq and is a predicted model, not a curated record. Gene Ontology annotation, biological process: glial cell differentiation; positive regulation of axonogenesis. Gene Ontology annotation, molecular function: hormone activity.